Meleagris gallopavo (turkey) is the source of this 2887-nucleotide messenger RNA. The record is from RefSeq and is a predicted model, not a curated record. Lineage: Eukaryota; Metazoa; Chordata; Aves; Galliformes; Phasianidae.
CCGGAGCGGUGGAGCACUGCGGCCGGGAGGAGCCGGGGGCGGCCCCACGCUUCCGGACCGGUAGCGGUCGACCGCGGCAUAGGGGCAGUGCACUGGGAGAGCGAUAUACCCGGUGAGGGAAGGAGGGAGCAGCGAGCACGGCGCGGUGCGAUGCGGCCUACAGAGCAUACAAAGGAUAUUCUUGUGAUAUAUGAACAAGAAGCAGAAGAGUGGGCUCUGUAUUUAAAAUCUCUUUUUGGACACAUAGUGAAUGAAGAAGGAAUCUUACUCUACAAUCUAGAGGCUUUGUCUUUCAAGCAUCUGGAGUUAUUCUCUUUACAUUGUUAUAAAUGUAAACUCCUGAUACUAUCAUAUGGACUCCUGAAAUGCCUGAACCAAAAGAGAUGCUGUUUUCUGGCACAUGUUCUUCAACCUCCAGAUAACGUGGUGAUUCUGCUUUGUGGGGUGGAGAAUUCAGAGAUGCUUUAUGAGGUACUAACCUUAAGUGGAAGGAGCAGAGAGAUCUUUGCUGAUCAGGAACCUGAGGAUUACCUCUCCAUUGUUACUGGAAUUAUUCAAACAGAUUGCCAGGCUACCUCUGAUGUUAGCUUAUCAGAUGCCAGAGGAGCAUCAGAAAAAGCAGAUCUUGGUUUUGAAACAGAAGUACUUACUGAGACAUUAGAAACUAACCAGAACUCAGUAUUGGUGCUUCCAGCAAGAAUAUCGUGUGAGAGCCCUGGUGAAAUAUUCAUUUUGUUGAAAGAUGAAAUAGAUGAUGAAACUUUAGAAAUUGAAUUCAUAGCAGAUAAUCAACGAAUUAGGACACAGCCAGCCUCUUGGAAUAAGAAGGUCAAGUACAUGAAAGCAUUAGAUUUUCCUGCUGGCCCUGUAUAUAUAAAUGUCUACUGUGAGGGUGUCAUUAAGACCACUGCACAGAUUGAAUAUUAUACUGCAGCAGAAGAGAUUGAGAGCAUCUUUCAGAAAGUAGCUGACCCAAUAGCUUUUAUUUGUCAGACUUCUAAGUUUUCAUCUGUGGAGAAGCUAGACAACAUUCUGACUUUGUUACUGGAAAGCAGGAUAGUUAGUUGUGAAUUCAGCGCACGCCAAAGUGAAGAGCAGCACCAUCAACAACCUAGUAGCCAUUUGGAAGAAUUUCCCACUCUCCUUCACUGUGCAGCCAGAUUUGGAUUAAAGAACCUUGCAGCAGUUCUGCUCAAGCAUCCUGAGGCCACGAGGGCUUGUAAAAUAACCAAUGGAGAUGGAGAUGUUCCAGCAAGUAUAGCUGAGAAACAUGGACACAAGAAAAUAAGAGAAUUAAUCAAAGAAUUGUCGAUUAAAACAACAGAUGAUUUCGCUAGCCAUGAGGAGGAAGAGGAAUAUGAGGAUGCUUACAUGCUUAUGGGAGGCAUGGAAGCUCAACCAGACACGAUUGAGCAGAACCCAGGAGAUCAAGAUGGAAUUGGAUCAAAAUGUCAACAAGAAGCUGAGAUGGAUAAGGAAGAGAAAUGCGGUGUAGAAGAUAGCGGAGAGGAAACUGAGGAGGAAGAUUCCUACACCUUUGUCAACAGUCCUGACAAUUUGUAUGCCAGCAUACCUGACUGUGAUUAUGAAGAAAACAGCAGAGAAUGUUUUUUCUACAAGAAACCGCCCCCACCUCCUCCUCGAAAUCUGCCUGGCACCCUGAGACAGGUUGAGCUGCACCAUUUGUCACAAGAGAGGAAUUUUGUGGAGGAGAGAAGUGAAACAGAACAUGGACUGAAGACAGCAUGCUACAGAGAAGACCAAUAUACCAGUGAGGAAGAUGAUGAAGAGGACCACCCAUAUACUUUUGUGAAAUACGAUGAAUAUCUGUAUGAUUUGAUACUGGAUGAGGAAGAUGAGGAGAGAAGGAAAGAACGCAAAUCGUUUAUCAUGAACAGGCCACCCGUUCCUGCCCCUCGUCCCGAGCAUUUAGGAGUCAGAAAUGAGAACACUCCGUAUAUAGUACAAGUGUUUCAGCAAAAAGCCACUCAAAUGCCCAGUGACUAUGACAAGAUGUACUGCGAUGCCAGGAAGCACGGAUGCAGAAAACACACUGACAUGGCAGCUGUGAAACACAACAUCCCUGCUGAACGGGAAGAUCUUAUCCAUGUUCAGAAACAACUGAAAAAGGGGGCAGUUUAUGUGGACGAAGCCCUUGACAGAUGCAAACAGUGGCAGAAUGAAAAACAGAGACUGCAGACCAUUCCACAGCGUCCAAUUAGGACUCCAGCAGAGAAGGAAGAGAUGCCUAAUUAACAGAGUGCAGCUCUUCAGCCAGCUGUGCAUCACUUUCCCCAGUCUGGCACCCCGUGUGGCUGCACCUCAAGAGGCUCUGGUCUGGCACACAGCACAGCAAUGCAACCUCUCUGCACCAUCACCAUUGUGGGAUCUCUCACCUGGGCCAGCUCUGGAAGAAGUCCACUAUCACUUAAAGCAAAUGAGUACAAUUUCUUAUGAGGUCAGCACUGAAUUUCAGUCUUUCUUUGCCAACUUUUUUGUCCAAAUGACAGCUGAAGAUAUAUAUAUAUAAGAUGUAUUGCAUACCUUGAUUGCUUUCAAACUGCUCAAUUUUUCCAUAAUGGUUGACAUUGUUAAGUAGAUUUUAUACAUAAGAGAGGAAGAAAAUGAAAAGUUAAAGAUUAUGAUUAUAUAGAGAUAAUAUGCAAAAUUUAGUUUUUACUUUCUAUUAGAACGUUUUUGUAUAAACUUUAUGGAAACUUUAUUUCCAUAGGAAUAAAAAUUGUACUUUGUGAGUUUUAACACACAUAGACAAAAUUAAACUAAUUUUCUAAAGUAAAACUGUACAAAUUUAAAAUGUAAAUCAGAACUAAUUAUGUACUACUGCAUUAAAGUAAUUAAAAUAAUUGUAUUUAAAGGAAAAUGUUUU